Molecule: messenger RNA, 840 nt
Organism: Erigeron canadensis
Lineage: Eukaryota; Viridiplantae; Streptophyta; Magnoliopsida; Asterales; Asteraceae
Product: probable LRR receptor-like serine/threonine-protein kinase At3g47570
Exons: 2
Coding region: 1-840 (279 amino acids)
Biological process (GO): protein phosphorylation
Molecular function (GO): ATP binding; protein kinase activity
Source: RefSeq, a predicted model, not a curated record
AUGUUAAAUAGAUCUUUCGAGAAGAUAUCAUACGGAAGACUUUUCAAAGCAACGGAAGGGUUCUUUUCAGAAAAUCUGAUUGGUAUAGGUAGCUUUGCUUCAGUUUACAAAGGAAUUAUCGAUGAAAAUGGCUUGAUUGUGGCGAUCAAAGUACUAAACCUUCAACGCCGAGGAGGUUCCAAGAGUUUUACGGCCGAGUGUGAUGCCUUGAGAAACAUUCGCCAUCGCAACCUUGUGAAGGUCAUAACUUCUUGCUCGAGUCUCGAUUUCAAAGGCAAUGAUUUCAAAUCUUUGGUGUACGAAUUCAUGCCAAAGGGGAGUCUCGAGAGUUGGUUGUAUUCAAUACAUCAAAUGCUAAAUCUUGUUCAAAGAAUUAGCAUAAUCAAAGAUGUGGCAUGUGCGCUUGAUUAUCUACAUUGCCGUUGUGGGUCUAUUGUUGUUCAUUGCGAUUUGAAACCAAGCAACAUUUUGUUGGAUGCUGAUAUGGUUGCUCAUGUUGGGGAUUUUGGGCUCGCGAAAAUUCUCUCUCUUGAAGAAGUUUCUAGUACAAAUGAGAGUAGCACAAGUGUUAUCAGAGGAACAGUGGGAUAUGCACCUCCAGGAAAGAAACAUGUUGAUCCAAUGUUUCAAGAAGGGCUAGGACUACAUUUCUCCGCUAGGAGCGCCUUGAAUGAUGGUUUUGUGCUUCAGAUCCUUGAUCCAAUGCUUCUAAAGGAAGAUGUACAUGAAGAGAGUUUGAUUUCAUUAGUAAAAAUUGGAGUAAAAUGCUCUUCCGAGUCUCCACAAGAUCGAAUGGAGAUUGGGACCGUUGUUCACGAGCUCUGCUCGAUCGAUAUAUGA